Onychomys torridus (southern grasshopper mouse) is the source of this 2982-nucleotide messenger RNA. It is a transcript of the gene Dtx3l, whose product is annotated as deltex E3 ubiquitin ligase 3L. The transcript has 5 exons. NCBI's taxonomy places the organism in Eukaryota, Metazoa, Chordata, Mammalia, Rodentia, Cricetidae. Gene Ontology annotation, biological process: protein ubiquitination; Notch signaling pathway. The record is from RefSeq and is a predicted model, not a curated record. The coding region runs from base 279 to 2591 and encodes 770 amino acids.
GCCACUCUUCCGAUUUUGCAAAAGAAAGCGAUCUGCGACCCCGGAGAAAUUACUUCCCCCAAGAGCCCACCGCCCGGGGUACAAACUACUCACCGGGCGACAGCCCUAGGAGACUACAGAGAAAGGAGGAGGAGGUGGCUCUGCGGGGAACAGGGAGGGACCUCCUGGGAAACGAAACUGAAACUUUGCAGCUUGUGUCUCUGGGGCAGGACGCGCCUUUGCUCUGUCCGGGCUGUGCAAAGUCCCUGAGCCCCCACGCGAGCCAGACGCCGACAGCCAUGGCCUCCAGCUCCUGCCCGCCGUCCCCGCUACUCGCGCGGCUGCCGGAGGCCAUCCCCUGGGCACACAGGAAGCUAGAGAAAUACUUCCAGAGCCGGGCCUCCGGAGGCGGGGAGUGCUCUGUCCAGCCCGUGGGUCCCAGCGCCCCAGACACCUUCGAGGUGAAGUUCCUAGAAAGGGCAGCUAAGGAGAGAGUACUGGAACAGGGGGAGCACCAGAUGUUGAUUGAUGGCAAACCUGUGCCCAUUAUUCUGGAAACCAUUAAAAAGCCAGUAGAAGACCCAAGCUCCAGACCCCCAUCUUUGACACAGUCAUCAGCAGAGACACCCAGCUCCAGACCCCCAUCUUUGACACAGUCGUCAGCUGAGACACCCAGCUCCAGACUUCCAUCUUUGACACACUCUCUGGUUGAAGCACUGUCUGAUGAAGAGCCUGUUUCUAACUCUGCUGACUCUAUUGUCCAAAAGGUCUUUCUUGCUGUGACGGCUGAGCUGAACUGUGAACUGCUCUCCAGAGAGCAGAGGGCAUGCAUAGCUGCUGUCUGCCCUGGCAUCAGAAGCGUGGAGGGUGAUGACGGAAUUGCGAAGGUGUGUGGCAACUUCAGAGAUAUUGAGAAGAUACAUCACUUUUUGAGCAUGCAGCUUUUGGAAAGUGAGCAGAAACAGAAGUACCCCCCACAAAAAUACCCCACUUCUGAUGUGGAGAGAGAGCCACCCAACCAGCAAGACCAGGUCAGAGGCUUUUCCUCUUCGGAACCAAAAGCCAAGUUAGAAGAUGUUUUAAAGAACUGUUUUGAAGUUUCCGCGCUUCUCCUUGAAUAUUUCAGACAUACCUAUCCUGGUAGAAUACAGUCCAUAGAGAAAAAAUUUGGUGUAAACAUUGAAAUCCGAGAUAGUGCUCCCAAUAUGGUCUCUGUACGCUUUACAUCCAGACAAUCAGACAACUUACACUUCGAAGCAGCCUGUGAGUCUUUUGUCAAAGACUUUCAGAAAUGCACCCAGGCUCUGAAGCAAGAUUGUGUCUCUUUAGAGGACCCUCAGAAAGCAAAGGAACUCAGACAGGAGCUGAAGGGCUGCUUUCCAAAGCUCCUGAUAAAGGGGACAGGGGAAAUGCUAACUCUCCUGGGCUCUCAAGCUGACAUUUCCGCCGCCAAAGCAAAAGUCUCCCAAACUUCCCUCAAGACACCCGUGAAAAUAAUGGCGUCUGGUUACAAGACAGGGAUUGAAGUUGAUUCGACUCACUUUAAGCUUCUAAAACCUGAAUUGCUCCAGGAAAUCUCAGAGAUAGAGCAGAAGUAUAAUACUUGCAGCAAAAUCCAGGAGAAAGGCCAGAAAACCUGCAUCCUAUUUGACACCAAGGAUAAGGAGGUUGAUCUGUCUGUACACUCUUACGAAAGUUUCACUGACGCCUUCCAACAUGCCACGUGCCAGCUGAGGACAGACUUCCUGCCACUGAAACACUUGGGCAAGGGGAAAGCUCACUUACACAAGACCAAGUUUGUCGAUGACUUAAAAAAAAAGCACCCAAGUGUACACUUCGUGAUGUCUCAAGAGUCAAUGACUUUGAUUGGUUUGCCGAAUCAGCUUGCGCAGGCAAAGCAGUAUGUCUUCAAAAGGGUGGGACUGUCCCCACCGUCUGGAGAGAAAAUAAAUGGGGAUCAUGAAACACCCAUGGAUAUCGACAGGGAUGACUCACAUUCGGCUUUACCUCCUCUCAGAGGUUCUGCCAAUAGCUCUGGGGCCUCGAAGGAGAAGAGCGAAAAUGACUACUGUGCCAUCUGCAUGGAUACCAUUAGCAACAAGCAUGUGCUCCCUAAGUGCAAGCAUGAAUUCUGCACCCCUUGUAUCACCAAAGCCUUGUCAAUCAAGCCUGUCUGUCCUGUGUGUCAGAUUUCCUACGGUAUCCAGAAAGGGAACCAGCCAGAUGGAAUCAUGACUUUCAGCACUUUAAGACAGUCCCUUCCAGGCUAUGAAGACUGUGGCACCAUUGUGAUUCACUAUAAUAUGAAAAGUGGCAUCCAAACAAAUGAGCACCCAAACCCAGGAAAAUCCUAUCCUGGAACACAUCGAACAGCAUACUUGCCUAACAAUGAAGAGGGAAGAAAGGUCUUGGAUCUGCUCCACGAAGCCUUUAAAAAAAGGCUGAUUUUCACAAUAGGGUACUCUCGAGUAUCAGGAGCCUCGGAUGUUAUUACAUGGAAUGACAUCCAUCACAAAACAUCCACGUUUGGAGGGCCAGAAAAUUUUGGCUACCCUGAUCCUAAUUACCUGAAACGUGUCAAGGAGGAGCUGAAAGCGAAAGGAAUUGAGUAAUUGGAAUUGAAAGCACGGAGAAGAUGUCUGUCCACUUUCAAAAGAAGUGUGUCAGGAGGUUGUAUAGUACAGGCCUAAAUCUUUUUAGAAAACUAUAGCGUUUUUUUUUGUGUGUGUGUUAAGUAGAUGUAGUUUCUAUAAAAGCAGAAGUCUGCUUGCCAGUCAUUUCUCGAGUGUUACUGUUUCAUGGAAGGCAAAAUAUAAAGGGCAUGGGGAGGUCAUCCAUAAGGUGUGAAGACAUGAGCUCAGAGCAGCAGCAGCCAUGCAAAAGAAUCUGGUGUGAUGCCAUACGCUUGGAAUCUUAGCACCGGUGAGUGGAGACGGGAGGAUUCCUGGAGCAUACUGGCCAGCUAGUCUAGCCAAAACCAUGAGCUCCAGGUUCACUGAGAGA